Molecule: messenger RNA, 2248 nt
Organism: Malania oleifera
Lineage: Eukaryota; Viridiplantae; Streptophyta; Magnoliopsida; Santalales; Ximeniaceae
Product: protein METABOLIC NETWORK MODULATOR 1
Exons: 5
Coding region: 569-1948 (459 amino acids)
Molecular function (GO): DNA binding
Source: RefSeq, a predicted model, not a curated record
UGCACCCAUGCAGUGUCAGUCACAGUCAUCACCUGUCCACCAAUCAUCUUCUCCCAGCAUGGCAUGAACUCUGCUCCCUUCUACACGUGUCAAAUUUUCAAUGGAAUGCUCCGAGAAUGGCUGCACUCGACCGCACCCGAUCUCUGACUCCGGUCCCUUCUCGCUCGCCACCUGGUCCGCUCGCGCCACAUAGCGGUCUCCGGCCCCAGACACUCUCUUCCUCUGCCCAAUACCAUAAGAAGUAUCAGAAGCGCUGAAGCUGAAGCAGAGGUUUCUUCUUCACAGUGUCUUCAAUGUCGUAAAUCUUCUAAGGUAUGCCUGUGUCUUGACUUCUGAUCAUCAUUCUGCGGGCAAUGGUUAUAUGAGAUCAAGUUAAUUGGGGCAUUUAUAUCGUUGCUUAAGAAUUGGCGUAUUUCCAAAGGAUUUUGUAUUUGAACAUCAUAUUGAUAAUUGGAUAGUUGAACUGAUCUAUGAGGGGAUUUUUAUACGAAGCGUGGCCCUUUGGCAACUUAUGAAAUAUAGUCAUAGAGACAUUUGAAAGUAAGAAAAUUUAGCAGAAAUCUUUAGUAUGAAUCAAAAAAAUCAAGGCAAUAGCCAUGUUGCUCUGGGAAAUGUUCCUGUGAAGCGUAAACGUGGUCGCCCACGUAAGAAUCAGGUUCUAAACCAUGGGGAGAAUGCCCUUGUGCCAUCAAGGGAUCCAAGUUUGAACCUUGGGCAGAAUGCUCCUGUCCCACCUGGAUUUGAAUUGGUGAAUGGAAACCAGCCCCAACAGGCAGAUCCAGUUGAUGAUAUAAAUGGUAUCACGGUGGGCCAGGUGGUUUCGGGUGUCAUUGAUUCAAUAUUUGAUGCUGGUUAUUUGCUCACAGUCAGGGUUGGUGAUGAUUCUGACACUGCUUUGAGGGGUGUUGUUUUCAAGCCAGGACAUUUUGUCCCAAUUUCAGCACAAAAUGAUGUAGUACCGCAUAUCCAAAUGAUUAGAAGAAAUGAAAUUCCCCUUUCAACGGUAAUCAACAGUCAGGUGCAAUGCCAUAAUCCUCGAUCCACAGGGAGGGCUGAGCAACAUGUCAACCUAAUGAGAAAGGAAACUACUAAUUUAUCAAAUGAAAUAUCAUCAACCAACCAUGUGCCUAGAGUUGUAGAGCGAGCUGCCAAUGUCUCUGCUUCAAAAGGCAAACAGGUGUCAUCUGUGGUGGCACAGCCUGCUCGGCCUGUGGCAUCAAGAGGCACGGUGGUUCCUGUUGUACUCCAACCCGUUUGUUUAUCAAACGGGAUUCCACCUGCCAACCAAAUGCCUCCGGUCACAACAACUCAAGCUGCUGCUCAUAUGGUAGCCUCCAAAGGCAAACAGGUGCCAGUAGCUACACUUCAAUCUGUCCAUCAGUCAAAUGGAUCAGUCCCAGCCAACCAAAUGCUCACAGAUUCUUCUCAACCCCAAUCGAUCCACCAGUUGAUGGAAAAAGGCUUACCGAAUGGUGACAAUUUUCAUGGUCAAGCCACACAGGAGGCCCUGCAUGAGAUAGAAGCCAGAUCAAUGAGACUGCCUGGUGUCCCUUCAGAAACUCUGCUUCGUGAAGUUGUCAAGAGAAUUCAUCCUUCCCCACUAUCAUCAAAAGUUGAUGGAAGUAAGUCAGCUGGGAAAACAUCAAUCGAAAAUUGUGGUCUUAAUUCGGUUGUGCCUAAUAUGGACCAGCCUCUCAUAAUCAAGCCCCUGCAAACUGUACAGCCUGAUGGCCGUAACAAAUCUGCAUCUAUUCCCAAACCUUCUGAAAAUAAUGGAACUGGCAAAAUUAUAGAAUUUUUUCAGGAAAAUGUGAAGAAUAAGGUUCAUGUAGCUCAGCAGCCAACCACUGGUCCCAUGAGCAUUUUUCAUAAAUCGGGUGCUGAAACAAGGCUUAGAGAUGAACGGACUGCUCAUUUGGAGAAACGUUUUCGUGCAUCAAGCGUCUGACUAAUGGAUCCCGCUUGGAAAGGGUAUUCUGCACUCCUAGUUUCUAUAGAACUCCACCCAUAGUGCUUGGAGCAGUGUGGUGGAAUAAGGCAAAAUUCUAUAAGAAGUUUUCCAAUUAAAAACAAGGCAGGCUGCAAAGGAAGAUCAAUAUUUUAGCUAGAACUGCAAAACUGAGCUGCUUUCUUGAUAACUAAUGAACUUUUAUCUGUUUUGGUUGUUAUGGUUUGGUGACAGUUAAAGACUGCCUUCUUGUUAAGUAUGUAUGUUUUUGUUGCUGUUAUAUUAUUUAGUAAAUGGCAA